CAUGUCAUAACCACUUCAACCAGUCCGUAUGGUUAAAACCGAUCCAUAUAUUAUGACCGGUUCACUCCCUAAUAAACCGACCCAAUUGUCUUAUCAUUUCUCUCUCUCCCUUUCUCGUCAAAUUUCUUUUCCCUCUCUACACAGGUCACCGGCCGCCGGCAUUCCAGCAUUCCGGCAAUAUCACCAUCCUACGUCCAGCAACUCCUCCAGAUAUCCGACGUAUUCCACAUUCAUUGCUACUCAGUAUAUUUCAUUGAUUUCUCCUCUUUAAGAAAGUUCAAAAUCAUUGGGUUUCGCUUCUGUGAUCAGUUAAAGAUUGACGCAUUUUGUAGAAUCUACUCGUUACGUGCGAAGAGUUAGGGAUUUUGCUUUUCUUCACCGAAAGAAGGUCGCAGAAUCCAAGUUUUGCCCAAGUUUAUGAAGGGAAAAUAAUUCUGAAUUUUUCUCCUCUUUAAGGGGAAAAUAUUUAGACUUUUCUAUUUUGGUGUUCGGAUUUCUACAUUCUUAUAACCCCUUGUCAUCUUUCUUUGGAUCCUGCAUUAUCCAAAGAAGUGAGUUUUUUGGGCUAUAUUGAUUGUGUGUGAUGAGCUGUUGACGAAAAAGAAAAAAGAAAUACAAAUUUGUGAGUUGAGUAGUAAUUUUAUGGGGAGAAAUGUGCUGAUAAAGUAGUUAAUCACAGGGGGGUGGGGGAAUUUGGGCAUAAUGGGGCUAAAAACGUCAGCUCUAGCAGAAAGUCGUUUGGAAAAACUAAAGAGUUCUAUGUUAUCCAAGUCUAGAAUGAAGUUAUGGGUGAUAAGGAUAACAACAUCAGUGCUUAUAUGGAUUUGCUUGGUACAAUUGACGAUAUUGGGAGAGACUUGGGGGCCUAAAGUUUUAAAAGGAUGGCCCCCUUGUCUUUCUCAGGAAUCAGCUGCAGUACUGGCUGUUAAAUCGUCGUCUGAGGUCCCUGCCAGAGUUCUUCCACCAAAGAGGGUUUACAGGAAUAAUGGUUACCUCAUGGUUUCAUGCAAUGGUGGGCUUAAUCAAAUGCGGUCAGCGAUAUGUGAUAUGGUUGCUAUAGCAAGAUAUUUGAAUGUGACUCUUAUUGUUCCCGAGCUGGAUAAAACCUCCUUUUGGGCUGAUCCAAGUGAAUUUCAAGACAUAUUUGACGUUGAUCACUUCAUAAUGUCCUUGAGAGAUGAAGUUCGAAUAUUGAAGGAGCUACCUCCAAGACUGAAGAGGAGAGUAGAAUUAGGACUGACUCAUACUAUGGCUCCUAUUAGUUGGUCUGACAUUUCCUACUACCAUAAUCAGAUUCUUCCCUUAAUUCGGCAGUAUAAAGUAGUUCAUUUGAACAGGACUGAUGCUCGACUUGCCAAUAAUGGACAACCUAUGGAAAUUCUAAAGCUACGAUGCAGAGUUAAUUUUGGUGCAUUGAAAUUCACCCCUCAAAUUGAAGAGUUGGGUAGAAAGGUUGUCAGACUACUCAGGCAAGAGGGUCCUUUAAUGGUUCUGCACCUGAGAUACGAAAUGGAUAUGUUAGCUUUCUCUGGCUGUACUCAGGGAUGCAACCAGGAGGAGGUGGAAGAGUUGACAAGAAUGAGAUAUGCUUAUCCAUGGUGGAAAGAAAAAAUUAUAAAUUCAGAUUUGAAAAGAAGAGAUGGUCUGUGUCCUCUGACACCUGAGGAAACUGCUCUUACUUUACGGGCAUUGGACAUUGAUCCUAGUAUUCAAGUGUACAUCGCAGCUGGGGGGAUUUAUGGUGGAGAAAGGAGAAUGGCUAGUCUUGCUGCAGCUUAUCCUAAUUUGGUAAGGAAGGAGACACUACUAGAGCCUUCUGAGCUAAGGGUCUUUCAAAAUCAUUCCUCCCAGAUGGCAGCAUUAGAUUAUCUUGUUUCUCUGGAGAGCGAUAUCUUUGUUCCUACAUAUGAUGGAAACAUGGCUAAAGUUGUUGAAGGACAUCGCAGAUAUCUUGGAUACAAGAAAACUAUCUUGUUAGACAGAAGGCAUUUGGUAGAUUUAAUAGACCAACAUAAUGCUGGAUCAUUGACAUGGGAUGAGUUCUCUACCGCUGUUAAGGAAGCUCAUGUUGAACGUAUGGGCAACCCAACAAAGAGAUUGGUCAAUGAAGACAGACCUAAAGAGGAGGAUUAUUUUUACUCCAACCCGUGGGAGUGCUUAGAACCAUCUUAGCAGCGUGUAAAUCACGGUGGUUGUUACAUUCUGGUAGAGAAAAGUACUUCCGCGUACUGACAAAUUUGGAGGACAUAAAAGCAUUGUGCUGGAUUUUGCUUCGCAGUAAAGGAAUGAUACACUUGAAAUCCUGAGAUCAUCGUCCGAAGCAUUUGGAAAGGGGUUAUACAAAAAUAUCUUUUUUAUUUCUUCAGAUACUCAAUAAUCGAAUACAUGUAUAGAAACUGUCCUGCCAUUGCAAGGGAUACAUUAUACACACAAGGGUACAAUAUAGAUUUGUAUUGCCACAACUUUUGGAUUUGUCAAAUUUAAAUUCUACUCCAAGUUGAGCCA
Solanum dulcamara is the source of this 2505-nucleotide messenger RNA. Its product is annotated as rhamnogalacturonan I rhamnosyltransferase 1-like. The transcript is spliced from 8 exons. The record is from RefSeq and is a predicted model, not a curated record. Gene Ontology annotation, cellular component: cytoplasm. The coding region runs from base 703 to 2172 and encodes 489 amino acids. NCBI's taxonomy places the organism in Eukaryota, Viridiplantae, Streptophyta, Magnoliopsida, Solanales, Solanaceae.